This is a messenger RNA of Sinocyclocheilus grahami, 471 nucleotides long. Its product is annotated as dihydroorotate dehydrogenase (quinone), mitochondrial-like. Gene Ontology annotation, cellular component: mitochondrial inner membrane; cytoplasm. Gene Ontology annotation, molecular function: dihydroorotate dehydrogenase activity. NCBI's taxonomy places the organism in Eukaryota, Metazoa, Chordata, Actinopteri, Cypriniformes, Cyprinidae. The coding region runs from base 1 to 471 and encodes 156 amino acids. Gene Ontology annotation, biological process: pyrimidine ribonucleotide biosynthetic process; 'de novo' pyrimidine nucleobase biosynthetic process. The record is from RefSeq and is a predicted model, not a curated record. The transcript has 4 exons.
AUGUAUUCUACAGAUGCGGUGUCAGAUUAUGAGGAGGGAGUGCGGACACUGGGCCCUCUCGCUGACUACCUAGUAGUGAAUGUUAGCAGCCCUGGCCUUAGAGACCUACAGGGCAAGGAAGAACUGCGCCACCUUCUGGACAAGCAUGAAAUAGGGGGUCUCAGUGGUCAGCCUCUGAAAGAGCUGUCCACUCAAACAGUACGAGAGAUGUACACGUUGAAGCAAGGGAAGUUACCCAUUGUUGGAGUUAGUGGAGUGGCCAGCGGACAGGAUACCCUAGAUAAGAUUCGUGCAGGAGCCUCUCUGGUGCAGCUCUACACGGCUCUAGUAUACCAGGGUCCGCCUGUAGUCAACAAGAUCAAAAGUGAACUAGAUGAUGCUUUAAAGGCACAAGGUUUUACAUGUGUAGCAGAGGCAAUAGGUGCUGAUCAUAGAUCAACAGAGAAAACUAAAACCACAGACCUAAAAUGA